AUGCCUCCUCGUCGCCGUGCCGCUGGCGCUGGCGCACAGUCGACUCUCUCGUUCGGCAACCAGUCCCGAGUGACCAAGCCCUCGACCACUCCCGCAACUCUCCACAAGACCAAGAACCUCGAUUCUCCGCUACCCACCGACAAGUCUGCAUCGGGCACUCCGGAGCCCCAGCAGGUACUUGCCUCCGAGCCGACAAAACCGCAUGUCGCCGAGCUGGUAGUGCAGCAGCAGGCCGCCAAGGAACUCGAAGAACCACGAUCGGCGGAAGAUAAGCGGGCCCUGAAAGUCAGCAGGCAGGAUCUACAGAAAUACUGGAACAAGGAGGAGCGAAGUCGCAAGGCGCCUCGAGUCCACCAGACGGACCUUUCCUUGGAAGAAAAGAUCCUGCGUCACUUUGAUCUUUCCAGCCAAUAUGGGCCGUGUAUCGGCAUCGCCCGACUCAAGCGCUGGCGCCGUGCCAACAUGCUGAAGCUCAAUCCACCCAUCGAGGUUCUCGCCGUUCUCCUCAAAGAGCAGAAUGUGAAUGAGCGGGCCCGUAUGGAUGAAUUGCUCUCGUAA
Messenger RNA from Penicillium cinerascens, 558 nucleotides. Its product is annotated as putative DNA polymerase delta subunit 4. Gene Ontology annotation, cellular component: delta DNA polymerase complex. The coding region runs from base 1 to 558 and encodes 185 amino acids. Gene Ontology annotation, biological process: DNA synthesis involved in DNA repair; DNA-templated DNA replication. Lineage: Eukaryota; Fungi; Ascomycota; Eurotiomycetes; Eurotiales; Aspergillaceae. Gene Ontology annotation, molecular function: DNA-directed DNA polymerase activity. The transcript is spliced from 3 exons. The record is from RefSeq and is a predicted model, not a curated record.